UUUUUUUUUUCUUACUCGAAACUUGGUCGUCGUCUGCCUCGCCUGCGCGCUCCCAACAGUGUCAGACGCAGUGAUUCAGAUGGCUGCCGGCAUAACGUCCCACCAACAUGCGUCAGGCAACCUCCAUCAACAUUUGGCCAACGCAUCCAUGCUACAAAUCCCAUCCAUCCUGAUUUCCCGCUGCUCGCACACACAUACACGACCUACGCAUAUCCACGCCCUCGAGUCACUGAAAUGGGCGCGGGGGACGACCUUGCCCAUGCAUCACUGCACCCAUCUUGAGAGGGGCUGGUUGGAGAAAGACCCAGUCGGCCUAUCGGGAUGCCACCGUAACCUUGGGCGACACUCACACACACACACACACACACACACACGCCUUGGGUCUCACGCGCAACCCUCAGCUUCCCCUGGUCGCCAGGCGGGGGGAGUCAUCUCGAGAAUUCUGCCCACCCCAGCAGGCUAUCCGUACUCUCUCUCUCUGUCUCUUUUUUCCUCUAGGCGACGAGGCGAGCGACGAGCCCACAGCGAUUGCUACGACUUCAAACACAUUGUUCAGCGAAUGUGGUGCUUUUGGCCCUCGCUGAUGAGAUCGGCCAUGCUCCUUAAUCUGACCGACGUUGUACGGAUGCAAGCUCGCGCGCACAUCACUUGCGGGAAGGCCCGUUGUCUGCUUACUCCGGACUGCGAAGGGCGGGACAUGGCCUGCCACGAGCAGUGACAGUCUGACAGUACUCCGUACACAGUAGGAACUCUUGUCACAUCACAAUGAAGCCAUCGGAUGCCUCCCCUCGAGCCAGCCAGCCUUGUAAUGGCAUCAGCUUUGGUCGCACAUCGAAUGUGACUGACAUUGCGAUGCACGUCUUGUCUGCAGCUCCCGCCGUACCGUCUCCUUGGUGUCUUUGGGA
Molecule: messenger RNA, 905 nt
Organism: Colletotrichum phormii
Lineage: Eukaryota; Fungi; Ascomycota; Sordariomycetes; Glomerellales; Glomerellaceae
Exons: 1
Coding region: 80-718 (212 amino acids)
Source: RefSeq, a predicted model, not a curated record